AUGGGAUUCAAUUUGCACGCCGACAACAGCAAUGACCCGCCAGAAGUGCGCAACUGGCGGGUCCAUCUGAUGGCUCUGAUAGUCAGCAUGGGCUCCAUAGCCAUGGGCUACGAUACCUCAGUCAUCGGCGGAACCAUGGCCUUGGAUUCGUUCAAGAGAGACUUCGGCUUGUCCGAGGUCUCAAGUCACGCGCGUGACACUCUUCAAGGCAACAUCGUCUCCACCUUCCAAGCCGGCACCUUCUUCGGCGCACUCCUGACGUUCCCAAUCGGCGAGCGAUGGGGCCGGAAAAAGGCCAUCAUGCUCGCCAUCUGCAUCUUCCUCGCCGGCGGUUCCCUGAUGACCGCCGCCAGCGGCCGCCUCGGCCUCAUCUACGCGGGCCGCGCCAUCGCCGGCUUCGGCAUCGGCUCCGUCUCGCUCCUCGUCCCCGUCUACAUCGCCGAAAUCUCACCCCCCUCCAUCCGCGGGCGUCUCAUCGGCAUCUUCGAAAUCUGCUCGCAGGGCGGCGGCAUGGCCGGGUUCUGGGUCAACUACAUCUGCGACCGGACGAUCCCGAAGGCGCUGGCGGCGCAGUGGCAGGUGCCGCUGGGCCUGCAGCUCUUGCCGGGCGUGCUGCUGCUGCUCGGCAUCCUGUGGUGCCCGGAGACGCCGCGGUGGCACGCGAAGCAGGAUCGGUGGGACAAGGCGCGCGAGAUUUUGGCGGAUAUUAGGAAUUUGCCGCCGGAUCACCCGUUUAUUCAGGAGGAGCUGCAGGAUGUGCAGGAUCAGAUUGCCAUUUCGAGGUUGCCGCCGGGAGAGCAUCAUACUGUGAAGUACUAUGCACGGCGCAUGUGGCAGAAGGGGACGCGGAAUAGGAUUGGUAUUGGUCUGCUGUUGAUGGCGUUUCAGAACUUGACUGGCGUCAACAUCAUCACCUACUACUCCCCCCGCAUCUUCGAAACCCUCGGCCUUACCGGCACAUCGACCAAGCUCUUCGCCACCGGCUUCUACGGCAUCGCCAAAACGCUCGGCAUGAUCAUCUUCAGCGUCUGGCUAGUCGAGAAGCUGGGCCGGCGGCAAGGCCUGAUCUGGGGCGCCUUCGUCGGCAGCCUUCCCAUGUGGUACCUCGGCGGCUACGUCCUCAAAGCCGACCCCACCGCCGCCGCGGCGCGUGGCGACUCCUCGCGCGACGGGUGGGGCUACCUGGCCAUGGUCUGCGUGUACCUGUACGGCCUGAUCUACUGCGCGACGUGGCAGGGCAUCACGUGGGUCAUCUGCUCGGAGAUCUUCCCCAUCGACAUCCGCAUGCUGUGCGUCGCCAUCACCACCGCCGACCAGUGGCUGUGGUCGUUCAUCAUCAGCCGCACCACGCCGUACAUGAUCACCUCGCUCGGAUAUGGGACGUACAUGUUCUUCGCGACGUUGAUGGUGCUGAUGGGGUUUUGGGCGUGGUUCUGCGUGCCAGAGACGAAGGGGAAGAUGCUGGAGGAGAUGGAUGCGAUUUUUGGGGCGCCGAGUGUGGUGGGGCUGGGGGGCGUGGGGAAGGAGGGGAGUUUGGAGAGGGAGGUGGGCAAGGAUUUGGAGAUGGCGAAGCCGGGGUUUGCGGCGCAUGUGGAGAGGGUGUGA
Lasiodiplodia theobromae is the source of this 1605-nucleotide messenger RNA. Its product is annotated as Quinate permease protein. The record is from RefSeq and is a predicted model, not a curated record. The coding region runs from base 1 to 1605 and encodes 534 amino acids. The transcript is spliced from 6 exons. Gene Ontology annotation, cellular component: membrane. Gene Ontology annotation, molecular function: carbohydrate:proton symporter activity. Gene Ontology annotation, biological process: carbohydrate transport; transmembrane transport. Lineage: Eukaryota; Fungi; Ascomycota; Dothideomycetes; Botryosphaeriales; Botryosphaeriaceae.